UUAUUUGCAUCUUGUAUAGAGAACUCUAUUUGAUGUGAGGCCUUUUUUUGGUUGUUGAAAAUUUUCUCAUAUCAUGUCACGGGGGUGCAUGUCUGUUGAGGUGAGCUGCAGGUCACACCCCUCUCUGCCAGAGCAUCAGGUUUGGGUGUGUCUUCCAACUGAGGGCACCAGGUGGAGAUGAUUUGGUGAUGACAGGAGUUGGCAGACACGCACAGGACAGCGGGAGGAAUAAGGGUGAAAGAAAUGUUUGCAGGGAUCGGACGUGGAAAAGAAGUGCCUUCACUCCUGCUUCCAGGUGAUUGGCACAUGCUUUUCACCUGCUUCUAAUUAUCACCUGAGGACUACCCUUGCUUCAUUUGAUGCAGACGCUGUUGGUGCUGUCUCCUGAGGAGAACGGUCUUUAGGAUGGAGGAGGAUGAUGAUGAUGAUGAUGGUGGUGGUGGAAGAAGGGUGCAGCAGCAGCAGCAGCAGAGUAUUAAAAAGUGCAAAGCAGCUCCCUGAUUGGCCACUCAGGCUGCAGGCUAAGCCCACUCCCUUUCAUCCCUAAAAGAAGAAGGCCGAGGGAGCCUAUGGGAGAGCUGGACUGUCUCCUCCCACGACGUGCACGCCAAAGUUGCCCUCUUCAACUACUUCCACGCAGCCAGCAGACAUUCCACUCAAAUGCACCAAGGGGGGAAAUAGUAUCUGCGCUUUUGUGCCCAACUCCAGACUUUUAAGCACCUCAUUUAAAAAAUAUAUAUAAUAAUUCUACACUUAAUUCUUACAAAAAGGACAUUUUAGGAAGAGCAUCACUCCACACAUCCUUUUCCUCUCUCAUGAGAAUUAUAUAUUUUUCUCCACCUGGGAUUGGAAUUUCGCUGCAUUUUUUUCCCUCCUUUUUAGAACAUUUUUUUUUUUUUUUUGUUCACCCCUACUCCUGUUUCAUUUUGGACUUUGUGAGAGCAACAGCAGCUGCGGCUUAGACUGGUGCAGCGGUGGUGGUGCUAACCCAGCUGCAAGGAUGGCUACUUUGCCCGGAACAGUGCCUCGGAUGGUGCGCCCCACGCCGGGCCAGAACUACCCACGGACCGGCUUCCCUCUAGAAGUGUCCACCCCUCUGGGCCAGGGUCGCGUCAACCAGCUGGGCGGCGUGUUCAUCAACGGGAGGCCCCUGCCCAACCACAUCCGCCACAAGAUCGUGGAGAUGGCGCACCACGGCAUCAGGCCCUGCGUCAUCUCCCGCCAACUGCGCGUCUCCCACGGCUGCGUGUCCAAGAUCCUGUGCCGAUACCAGGAGACCGGGUCCAUCCGCCCCGGGGCCAUCGGAGGCAGCAAGCCCAGGCAGGUGGCCACUCCUGACGUGGAGAAGAGGAUCGAGGAGUACAAGCGGGAGAACCCGGGAAUGUUCAGCUGGGAGAUCCGGGAUAAGCUGCUGAAGGACGGCGUGUGCGACAGAAGCACGGUUCCUUCAGGUGAGGCUUCAUCUGUGAGCUCCAUCAGCCGCGUUUUGAGGGCCCGAUUUGGCAAAAAAGAUGACGAGGAUGACUGUGAUAAGAAGGAUGAAGACGGAGAAAAGAAAACAAAGCAUAGCAUCGAUGGCAUCCUCGGUGAUAAAUGUAGCCGCACGGACGACGGUUCCGACGUGGAUUCGGAGCCCGACUUGCCGCUGAAGAGGAAGCAGAGGCGCAGUCGCACCACCUUCACCGCCGAGCAGCUGGAGGAGCUGGAGAAGGCUUUCGAGAGGACACAUUACCCCGACAUCUACACCCGGGAGGAGCUGGCUCAGAGGACCAAGCUGACGGAGGCCAGAGUGCAGGUGUGGUUCAGCAACAGAAGGGCCCGGUGGCGUAAACAGGCCGGAGCCAACCAGCUCGCCGCUUUCAACCACCUGCUUCCCGGCGGCUUCCCGCCCACAGGGAUGCCCACUUUACCCACAUACCAGCUCCCGGAGGCCAGCUACCCCGGCACCACACUAUCGCAAGAUGCAGAUUCCUGUGGAAACUGGUCCUUUCACCCGGUUGAUCGGAGCUUAUACCUGUGCGCAGAGGGCAGCAGUACCUUGCACAGACCCCAGCCCCUGCCCCCGUCCUCCAUGCACCAGGGAGGUCUAGGCGCCGACGGCAGUUCGGCGUACGGCCUAUCAUCCAACCGCCACAGCUUCUCCAGCUACUCCGACUCCUUCAUGAGCCCCUCGGCGUCCGGCAACCACAUGAACGCCGUCGGCAACGGGUUGUCUCCGCAGGUGAUGAGCAUCCUGAGCAACCCCGGCGGCGUGCCCUCUCAGUCGCAGCACGACUUCUCCAUCUCGCCGCUACACGGCAGCCUGGAGGGCUCCAACCCCAUCUCGGCCAGCUGUAGCCAGCGCUCGGACACCAUCAAGAGCGUGGACAGCCUGGCCUCCUCGCAGUCCUACUGCCCCCCCACCUACAGCGCCACCAGCUACAGCGUGGACCCUGUCACCGCCGGUUACCAGUACAGCCAGUACGGUCAGACUGCCGUGGACUACCUGGCUAAGAACGUGAGCUUGUCCACUCAGAGGAGGAUGAAGCUCGGAGACCACUCGGCCGUGCUGGGACUGCUGCAGGUGGAGACGGGGCAGGCCUACUGAAGCCCCGCCCCCCCUCCAUCACACACACCUCUGCGCUCGGCCAAGUGGGGACCGCCACAAGUCCAGCCCCGGAAGUGGGACGGACAGGAAGGGACGGGGCUACACUUUAAAGAGGACCACACAUUGGACCCCCCCAAAUCCCCUCUACCCCCCGCCCCCCACCACCAGAGCCACUGGCAACAUGUACUCAUGUGACCUUGAUGUUGAUAGUACUUAACAAUUAUCAUUUCUUCUCUUUUGAUAUUAUUGUUAAUAAUGAUAACAUUCUUGUUGCUGUUCUCUAUUAUUGCUAACGUUGUUCGAUUUCCACUGGUGUGCUCGCGAGGAGGAGCACGAUGAUUGUUUUCCAAGCUGCUCUUCGACCACCCCCCGCUUUUAGUGAGCGAUUUGACCUUCCCGCUUUCAUAUUCAUCUUGACAUUCCAAAAGAACUUGGCCACUGUGUGGGAAGUCUGGCUGGAGGGGUCCUGCAGGGAAUUUUAAGCAGUGUUUUGGCCGCCAAUAACGCCCCCCUCCUCCCCCCUGUAACUUCCACGCCAUCCUUAGCCGGGGUCCACAGGGAGGGGGGGCUUUGUUGUAAAAUGGGAUUGGGGAAAUUAAUGCAUUUUGUUUAGAAAAAUGGAAGCCUAGCUAUAUUACAGCCCCCCUUUAAAUGCCCUCUGCUAGUGUGUAAAGCAGAUCAAAUCUCACACACACACACACACACACACACAAUCCUAUUGUUAGUCUUAUUUUUUUCACUUGACAGCACACAUCUUGUAAAAACGCACCUUCACCUCAAACAUUCCUCGCAAACAUUCCGAAAUAAGCAGCAUUCCAGCAAAAAACAACCCCUUGUGUCAUCCAAAUACUGUAAAUCAAGACGCGUGCAGCAUUUUACGUUUACAAAAUUAAAUAACAAAUAUCGCCAGAAAUAUGUUUGCGGUUUACGAGCAAAAGUUACGAGGGAGAACAUUUUUUUGAGAGUUUAGUCGCCGUUUUAAAAAAAAUCUUGCAAUAUGACUAAAAGGUCUUUCUAGACAUUUUGUGGUAAUGUCAUGGAAAUUGCAAUUAUACACCCCCAACAAAAGUGUAUUAUGAUAGUAACAUUUUCACAUUAAAAGAUAGCUAUUUUACAACAAAUGUCAUACGUGUAGAAAUAUAAAGUCUUAUUAUCGCAAUAACAAAAUUUUGGGACAAGAAUGGCUCCAUUUUUAAGGUAAAAUUUUAACAUUCCAUGAUAUUCUGAAUUACGGAAAAAAAAAGAUCACAAAUGUACAAGAAUCAAAGUACGACAUAAAAAAAAUGAAUUUAGUACAUCAUUAACAAAUGAAAAACAUUAAUAUCAUGAGAAUAAAGUUGUCGUAUUAUGAGAGAAAAUACGAUUCUACAAUUCGCGAUUUUAGGAAAAUCUGCAAUUUUAGGAAAAUCUGCAAUUUUGAGCUAUUCGUAAUCAUACAAAAGUUGCAAAUAACAAAUGUGAAAACAUUCCACUGAGAGAAUGACUACAAAGUAGUCGAAUUACAAGGAAAAGUUUUACAGGAAUAACAUCGGAAUUUUCCGAAGUUCUAAUGAGAACAAUAAAGUCCUCAUUGCAGUUUCUGAGAAGGAAAAAUAAGGUAAAUUCAUGCAAAUGUUGUAAGAUUGUGAAAAUAAACUCGCAAUAUGUUAAGGACGUCAAGAUAAAAAAGAUAAUUUUGGUAUUCAUUUCCGGGAAAAACCCCAAAAAGAAUAUCAGAAAAAAUUGAGAUUUUACACGAAUAAUGUUGUCAUAUUCAGAGAUGAUUUCAAAGGGGAAAAAAGAGAUAACUAUUUUACAACAAAUGCAAGUCUUAUCGCAAUAAGAAAUUUUUGGGACAAGAAUGGCACAAUUUGACAGGGAAAAUGUUAACAUUUCACGAUAUUCUGAAUCACGGUAAAAAAAAUAAAACAUUUAUGAAAAGGUCAUAAAUGUACAAAAAUUAAAGUAGGAUAUUACAAAAAAUAAUAUGACUGUAGUACAUCAUUAAUGAAUGAGAACCAUUAAUAUUAUGACAAUAAAGUUGUCAUAUUAUGAGAGAAAAUACAAUUCUACAAUUAAAUCGCGAUUUUAGGAAAAUCUGCAAUUUUAGGAAAAUCAGCAAUUUUAGGAAAAUCUGCAAUUUUGAGUUAUUUGUAAUCAUACAAAAGUUGCAAAUAACAAACAUGAAAACAUUCCACUGAGAGAAUGACAACAAAGUUUUACAGGAAUAACAUCGGAGUUUUACGAAGUUCUAAUGAGAACAAUAAAGUCCUCAUUGCAGUUUCUGAGAAGGAAAAAUAAGGUAAAUUCAUGCAAAUGUUGUAAGAUUGUGAAAAUAAAAUCGCAAUAUUGUAAGGACGUCAAGAUAAGAAAGAUAAUUUUGGUAUUAAUUUCCGGGGGAAAAAACAAAGAAUAUCAGAAAAAAAUUAAGAUUUUACAAGAAUAAUGUUGUCAUAUUUAGAGAUGAUUUCACGGGUGAAAAAAUAGAUAACUAUUUUACAACAAAUGAAAGUCUUAUUAUCGCAGUAAGACAUUUUUUGGACAAGAAUGGCACAAUUUGACAGGGAAAUUGUUAACAUUCCACGAUAUUCUGAAUUACGGUAAAAAAAAUAAAACAUUUAUGAAAAGGUCAUAAAUGUACAAAAAUUCAAGUAGGAUAUUACAAAAAAAAUAUGAAUGUAGUACAUCAUUAACAAAUGAGAAACAUUAAUAUUAUUACAAUAAAGUUGUCAUAUUAUGAGAGAAAAUACAAUUCUACAAUUAAAUCGCGAUUUUAGGAAAAUCUGCAAUUUUAGGAAAAUCUGCAAUUUUGAGUUAAUCGUAAUCAUACAAAAGUUGCAAAUAGCAAACCUGAAAACAUUCCACUGAGAGAAUAACAACAAAGUAGUCCUAUUACAAGCAAAAGUUUUACAGGAAUAACAUCGGAAUUUUACGAAGUUCUAAUGAGAACAAUAAAGUCCUCAUUGCAGUUUCUGAGAAGGAAAAAUAAGGUAAAUUCAUGCAAAUGUUGUAAGAUGGUGAAAAUAAAAUCGCAAUAUUGUAAGGACGUCAAGAUAAGAAAGAUAAUUUUGGUAUUAAUUUCUGGGGAAAAAAAUUAAAAGAAUAUCAGAAAAAAUAAAGAUUUUACAAGAAUAAUGUCAUAUUCAGAGAUGAUUUCACGGGGGAACAAGAGAUAACUAUUUUACAACAAAUGAAAGUCUUAUUAUCGCAAUAACACAUUUUUGAGACAAGAAUGGCACAAUUUGGCAGGGAAAAUGUUCUCAUUCCACGAUAUUCUGAAUUACAGUAAAAAAAAAAAGACAUUUUUAGGAAAAGGUCAUACAUGUACAAGAAUUAAAGUAGGAUAUUACAACAAAAAAAUAUGACUGUAGUACAUCAUUAACGAAUGAGAAGCAUUAAUAUUAUGAGAAUAAAGUUGUCACAUUAUGAGAGGAAAUACAAUUCUACAAUUAAAUCGAGAUUUUAGGAAAAUCUGCAAUUUUGAGUUAUUCGUAAUCAUACAAAAGUUGCAAAUAACAAACAUGAAAACAUUCCCCUGAGAGAAUGACAAUAAAGUUUUACAGGAAUAACAUCGGAAUUUUCCGAAGUUCUGAUGAGAACAAUUAAGUCCUCAUUGCAGUUUCUGAGAAGGAAAAAUGAGGUAAAUUCAUGCAAAUGUAAGAUUGUGAACAUAAAAUCGCAAUAUUGUAAGAACGUCAAGAUAAGAAAGAUAAUUUUGGUAUUCAUUUCCGGGAAAAAACACAAAAAGAAUAUACAAGAAUAAAGUCUUCAUAUUCAGAGAUGAUUUCACAGGGGGAAAAAAUUAUAAAAUGGGAAUAUUCAAAUAUAAUUUCAGGAAAAAA
Molecule: messenger RNA, 6408 nt
Organism: Entelurus aequoreus (snake pipefish)
Lineage: Eukaryota; Metazoa; Chordata; Actinopteri; Syngnathiformes; Syngnathidae
Gene: pax7a
Product: paired box 7a
Exons: 11
Coding region: 1001-2587 (528 amino acids)
Biological process (GO): regulation of transcription by RNA polymerase II; anatomical structure development
Molecular function (GO): DNA-binding transcription factor activity, RNA polymerase II-specific; RNA polymerase II cis-regulatory region sequence-specific DNA binding
Source: RefSeq, a predicted model, not a curated record